Messenger RNA from Theileria orientalis strain Shintoku, 1809 nucleotides. RefSeq lists its product as uncharacterized. The record is from RefSeq and is a predicted model, not a curated record. Bases 1 to 1809 code for a protein of 602 amino acids. NCBI's taxonomy places the organism in Eukaryota, Apicomplexa, Aconoidasida, Piroplasmida, Theileriidae. The transcript is spliced from 4 exons.
AUGAUUGAAAAUGAUUAUCUUAACCUGUUUUUAUAUCCAAAAAAUGAACACAUUAAUUUUUCUGCUUUAGAAUCCAAAUUUAUCCAAGUAAACGAAUCUUCAGACAAUUUAGAUCUUUUUUUUACUGAAUUGAACAGCUGUGAUUUGUUAUGCUUUGAUAGAGAGCUUGCCAAAUUGAAUGUUUGUAAUGGUACAGUAGAUCUCAAAACUAAAAAAUUUGAUUUAAAAAUUAAAUCCAACAACAUCGCAGUUUCUUGUGGUGUAUGCGCAACGGCUCUAUAUGGAUAUUUUGAUGUUUACCAGGAUUUAACAAGCAAAUUUUGCAAUAAAUCUGUUCACGAAGUUUGUAAUAUUAUUUCAAACACCAACGGAUCCUACUCUUUGGUAUAUGUUUCGCUCCACGGCGGAUUUGUGGUCGUUGCAAAGGACCAACAUGGCUCCAAGUCGUUGCUAGUUUCCUUCGAGCCUUCUUUUACAAUCUCUAACGUAUCAUUUAACACACAUUCGAAAUGGUACGAGUUUCCGCCAUUUGUAUUUCUAGCACUCGGGGAUACUCCAUAUCUCUUCAAACGCAGUCAAAACCACCUGCAUAGGCUGGCACAAACAAAAAAUGUAGACUACAACACAAUAGAUUUUGAAACAAUUUCAUUGGUCGUAGAUAAGGUAGCCGCAUCGCUAGCGGAAAGUAUAUCGCAGUUAGUUAAACUUAGAAUCACCCAAGACGUUAUAUCAAUAUUAUUCUCCGGAUGCGUCGACUCAUCCCUAAUAGCACUUAUCGCACUAAAUAGCUUUAAAGAUAUGUGUAUUGAAUUGAUAAAUGUGUCGUUUGACCCUAAAGCUUCGCCAGAUAGGAUCACCUCGCUAUUCACAUACGAGGAGCUAAUUAGACUCUACCCAGACCGCGACAUUAGGUUAAUACUGGUGGAUGUUGACCCGGAGGAAUACCUGAGAGACGAGCCGGAGAUAUACGGACUCAGUUACCCAAAUCAAACGCACAUGGACCUGAACAUAUCAGCCUCAGUGUACUACGCAGGAGCACUGAAAGGGUACCUGUUUUCCAAGGAGUUCUUCGAAACUGAGUAUUGGUCAACAUUUAAGAACAACACAGCCCUUUUGAAGUCAAUAAACUUUAAAGUAACAGUAUCCAAGGAUAAGAAAUCUGAAAGGGGUGAGUUGGCUGAGGAGAUGAAAGCUGACACCAUGGUCAAUGAAUCGGACUCCGCUAACGCUGAUACGGAUGAAAAGUAUAUAAGUAAGAGUGAGUAUGUGGUAAUGGGCACGGGCGCAGAUGAACUGUUUGGAGGAUACGGAAGGCACGUAUCAGCUAAAAUGUUCAAUGAGAAGACGAGUUUCAGCAGUGAAAUAAACAAGGAUAUUCUGAGGCUGUGGAAACGUAACUUGGGCAGAGACGACAGAGUGUUAAACCAUAGAAAUAUCAAGGCCCUGUACCCGUUCCUUUCAGCCAACGUACUUGAAUGCCUGGGAGAGUUGCCGCUGAGUCCAGCAGUGAUCGUCGACUACCUGGACCCACCAGAGUGGUUCAGACAACUAGGCAUAUACGGGCACAUUGACAGUAGCGUGCUUUUAAACUCCGAGUUUAUAAGUAGCCCAGGAUCAAGGUCAGUGUCACUGUACGUGAACAAGUGGAUACUGAGGGAGAUAUGCCACAAACUCGGCCUGAGGCACUGCUGCAACUUUAAGAAGAGAGCAAUUCAGUUCGGCACGAGGAGCGCCAAAGUCUUCAAUAGAAUACACAACAUGACCAACAGACAGGCGAGUAACAAGGGCGCAGCAACGUUUGUAAUAUAG